AAACGAUCGCCGCAUUUGCCUGUCGGAUGAGAACGCGUUCAGAAGUUCGUCGGGUGUGAGCUUGCGAAAGUCAUUCCGAACGGAUAAGAACUUCGCCUGAAGUAAUGUACUGAGCCCUGAGUUUUGGAGACUAACGACCAGGCAGAAGGCAAAAUGGGAAGAAUCAAAUAUAGGCUGUGCCUGUGCUCAUUGCUAUUGUUGCUUGCGACAUUUGUAUCAGCAAAUAGGCGCAUCCGGCGACAAAAUCGAUCCGAUCAACUACUGGCCGACAUUGGAGUGCGAGCCCAGUCCUACAAUCCCCGAGUGUUGGAGAAUGGCAUCCAGCAGUACACGCACAUCGACCAGGACCUGCGACACCUGUUCCUCAACACCAGGCAGACCACGUUGAGGUGGGCUCUCAACAACAUCGAGGCGCUGAGCAGCCGCGGCAGGCGCGAGGGAAAGCUCCAGCCGCCGGUGUCAAAGAAAGUUCCCUUCAUUUGUCCCACGAACAACACCCGCUCGCCGUCGCCUCCCACUUCCGUGGAGCGGCUGAGGCCGGGGGACAUUGACAUUAUAGCCGCCUUCGGCGACUCACUGUCCGCGGGCAAUGGGAUACUGUCCAACAACGCCAUCGACAUGAUCAACGAGUUCCGCGGACUGACCUUCUCGGGCGGCGGCCUGGCCAACUGGCGCCGGUUCGUGACCCUGCCCAACAUCCUGAAGGUCUUCAAUCCCAAGCUGUACGGCUUCGCCGUGAGCAACAGUCUGGUGAUCAACCAUCGCUCCUCGCGCCUCAACAUUGCCGAGCCGAUGAUCAUGUCGCGGGACCUGCCCUUCCAGGCCCGCGUCCUCAUCGAUCUGCUGCGGCGCGACCCCAACGUGGACAUGAAGCGCCACUGGAAGCUGCUGACCGUGUACGUGGGCAACAACGACAUCUGCUCGGACCUCUGCCACUGGGACAGUCCGCAGACCUUCCUCGACCAGCAUGCCCGUGACCUGCGGCAGGCCUUCCGCCUGCUGCGCGACCAUGUGCCGCGCCUGCUGAUCAACCUGAUCGUGGUGCCGAACAUACCGCAUGUGCUGAGCACCAUGACCCAGGUGCCGCUGCAGUGCUUCGUGGUGCACCGCGUGGGCUGCCACUGCCUGAUCGACGACCGCCUGAACCGCACUCAGCUGGCGGAACGCGUCCGCACCUUGGACCAGUGGCAGCGGCUGGACAUGGAGGUCGCCCGGCUGCCCGAGUUCCACCGCGAGGACUUUGCCAUUGUGGCCCAUCCCAUGCUGGCCAACGUUUCGGCCCCCCAGCUGCCCGAUGGCAGCACCGACUGGCGGUUCUUCUCCCACGACUGCUUCCACUUCAGCCAGCGCGGCCAUGCGAUCAUCUCGAACCUGCUGUGGAACAGCAUGCUCCUGCCCGACGACCAGAAGCCGCGGCCUUCGAAGGUCCCCGAACUGUUCGAGCGGGUCGUCUGCCCCAGUUCGGAGCAGCCGUACUUUGUGGUCAGGCCGAGUUGAGGGUCGUCUGGGAGCGGGACCGGGUUGAGUUACUUGGUUGAGCUGUCAAGUAAUGGUUUUUAAGAGGAGGGUACACAGAAGAAAAUUACUUUUUGUUCUGCGGAUGAGAUACGCACCGAAAGAUCUCGCGAACUUGUACAACUUAUUUCCGUGAAACUUUUGGACUUACAUAUAAGCACUAAAUGACAAAAUACCCAACCAUGUCACUUCCACUUCCGCAAUACAUGCGGAAUUAUUUGGACGGUGCACUGUAUUAUUUAAUCUAUGUGACUUUUAGCUGACCUAAGCCAUUAAACUUAAUUUGAUAUAUGUUAUAUAGAUGUAGUGGUUGUCAAGAUGACAAGAACCUAUAGAUACAUUUUCGGUUUUAACAUUUUCGGUUAAACUUUGAAAAUUUAUGCAUGAGCGAUGGGUGGUCAAAGGAACUUGUUACUAAAACCGUAGCAAUAAACGUAUUCGAAAUCCAA
Messenger RNA from Drosophila elegans, 1964 nucleotides. Its product is annotated as phospholipase B1, membrane-associated. The record is from RefSeq and is a predicted model, not a curated record. Gene Ontology annotation, molecular function: glycerophospholipase activity. Gene Ontology annotation, biological process: phospholipid metabolic process. The coding region runs from base 154 to 1497 and encodes 447 amino acids. The transcript has a single exon. Lineage: Eukaryota; Metazoa; Arthropoda; Insecta; Diptera; Drosophilidae.